AACCUUUGUAUUGUGGCGAUGUUUUCGUCGGAAGGUAUUUUCCCGCCCUCUGCUCACAUCGUGCUUCCGGCGCUCGCUCACCGUGGAGAUGACUUUGAAUCUGAGGAAUAUUAGCGGGAUGCUGCGGCUUCUCCGCGUCGCGGGAGCGCGUUUAUCACAAAACACGGAGAAACGUGGUUUUGGCUUUCAGAGCUCCAGCAGCAUCAUUUAUCCUGCCAGUAAUGUUCCACAGACGUCACUCUCCAGACCGCCGUGGCCUGAACUACCUGCAUUUGAUCCUGAAGAAGAGGAAAGACGGCAUCAAGCGAUCGUGCAGAAGGUGAACGGGCUGAUUGAGAAGGGAGAGUGCGGACGCUUGUUUGCUGUGGUUCAUUUCGCCAGCCGUCAGUGGAAAGUGACCGAUGAAGACCUGAUCCUCAUCGAAAACCACAUUGAUGCGGCGUGUGGCGACAGCAUAAGAAUGGAGAAGGUGCUGUUAGUUGGAGGAAAUGAUUUCACUCUUGUUGGAAAACCACUUCUCAGCCGUGAUUUAGUACAAGUUCACGCUACGGUGAUUGAGAAGACCGAAUCCUGGCCAAUGGUUCACAUGAGAUUCUGGAAGAGACAUCGAUUCCAAAGAAAGAGAAUCAUUAUUCAGCCACAGACCGUAUUACGGAUCAACACCAUUGACGUCUCACCAAAACUGCUUUGACCAGCUGACAACGUGGUGCAUUUGCCAGUAGAAAUGUGCCAUAAUCAAGUUUCAUGUUUGAGACCAUGUAAAUAAAGUUUUCAGAUAUGUGUCUAUCAUUUUUGUCUUGAGCAGUGAGUCGCUGCGUAUUAUUGUGUAUAACGGUCUGUUGUGUGUCACAGUAAAUGUGUUUGUCUCAUACAGAUGGAACGAAUCCUUGAGUCUGUUGAGCUACUAAGAAGUCCAUGAUCGUUAGUGAUGACAAAAUUAAGUUUUGUGAAGCAGGGAACAGAUAAUGCAAUAGACCUUCAUCAGGCUAGAUGCCAUUUGAAUGCGUAUAAAUUAAGUCUGUGAGGAGCAGCUGUGAAUUC
Sinocyclocheilus rhinocerous is the source of this 1041-nucleotide messenger RNA. RefSeq names its product mitochondrial ribosomal protein L21 (gene mrpl21). The record is from RefSeq and is a predicted model, not a curated record. Lineage: Eukaryota; Metazoa; Chordata; Actinopteri; Cypriniformes; Cyprinidae. Bases 89 to 691 code for a protein of 200 amino acids. The transcript is spliced from 7 exons. Gene Ontology annotation, molecular function: structural constituent of ribosome. Gene Ontology annotation, cellular component: ribosome; mitochondrial large ribosomal subunit.